This is a messenger RNA of Dictyostelium discoideum AX4, 513 nucleotides long. RefSeq lists its product as hypothetical. The record is from RefSeq and is a predicted model, not a curated record. The transcript has 2 exons. Bases 1 to 513 code for a protein of 170 amino acids. NCBI's taxonomy places the organism in Eukaryota, Evosea, Eumycetozoa, Dictyosteliales, Dictyosteliaceae.
AUGUCUGGUGAAUCAGGAUUUAAAAAUAAAUCAAUCUCAGAAAUAGUUAAAGAAAUUUAUGAAAAUAUCGAUGGAAUGACAAUGAGUGGUAAAAAAGAUGGAAAUUCAAACAUUGGUGGUUUCAUUGCAACAAGACAUAAGGAAUGGUAUGAUAAAGCAAGUAUUGUUAAUAUCAUUUAUGAAGGAUAUGUAACAUAUGGUGGUAUGACAGGUAGAGAUAUGGGUGCAAUGGCUCAAGGUUUAAAUGAAUCAAUGGAUUUUGAAUAUUUAAAAUCAAGAUGUAAACAAGUUGAAUAUCUUGCAAAUAAACUUGAUAAAUAUGGUGUUCCAUUUCAAAGACCAUUUGGAGAACAUGCGUUAUUCAUUGAUGCAAAGAAAAUACUUGGUCAUAUUCCAAUUGAUGAUUUAAUUGCUCAAACAUUAGCUAUUGAAAUUUAUUUAGAAGGAGGUGUAGGAAGUGUUGAAAUUGGCACCCUUUUAGCCGAUAGAGAUCCAAUUACUCAAGAAAACUGA